GCCAAUCCGCUGUUCUCGGCAGCAGCAGCGCGCAGCGCGCUUUUCUGCCGCAGUUGAGUCUUGAGAGUGUAGAGUUGGCGCGCUCGCGGCUCGCAGUACUUAUAACAUAUCAUCACGGAAAGUAUACGUACAUCCAUAGUAGAAAUAAAAACUUUCGCAGGCACACAUGAGUCAUCAGCGAGGGCGGCAUAUCGGGGCCAAUCCGUAGUAAAAGAGAGAUUCGUUCGCGCUGUACGUGCGGGGGCAGCAGCGUAAAGCGACUCCAUAUCUUGCAGAGUGUCCGGCAGCUUAUAAGUAUAUACGAAGAAUAACGUCAGUUGGUCGUCGCCGCGAGUCAACAAUGGUAGCACACGAUGACGUUGGCAUUGGGGACUUUGUCCUACUCGACGAGAUCACCCUCGACAAAGUUGUCGAGAAUCUUCGCGUCAGAUUCAAUGGAGGAAAAAUUUAUACCUACAUCGGUGAAGUGUGCGUCAGCGUCAAUCCAUACAGAAGUACAAAUAUCUACAGUCCCGAUUAUGUGGAGAAAUACAAAGAUCGAGAGCUUUUCGAGAACCCACCGCACAUAUUCGCGGUGGCGGACGCAGUGCACAAAGAGAUGAAGCAACAGGGUCGUGACACUUGCAUUGUGAUAAGUGGCGAGUCUGGUUCUGGCAAAACGGAAGCAAGUAAAAUCAUCAUGAAGUACAUCGCAGCGGUAACUAACGUCGAGGGCCAGCAGGAAAUCGAAAGGGUUAAAAAUAUACUCAUCCAGUCGAAUUCCAUUCUGGAAGCUUUCGGAAAUGCAAAGACCAACAGAAAUGAUAACUCAUCAAGGUUUGGCAAAUACAUGGAUAUCAAUUUCAAUUUCAAAGGUGAUCCCGUUGGCGGAGAUGUCACCAAUUACUUGCUGGAAAAAUCAAGAGUCGUUUAUCAACAAAAAGGCGAAAGAAAUUUCCAUUGUUUUUAUCAGUUAAUCAAUGGCUGUAACGAUAGUGACUUGAGAAAUAUGCGGAUAAUUAGAGAUAUUGCUACUUACAAUUAUAUUAAGAACGGCGCAGACAGCAAUCAAACAAAUUCAAAUGACAAAAGCGAUUACAAGACAGUUAUGAAUGCCAUGUCGACGCUUGGAUUUACGCAAGUAGAAACUCAAACAAUUUGGAACGUUGUUGCCGGCGUAUUGCAUUUGGGCAACAUCACUUUUACUCUUGACGAAGACAAAGUUAAUAUUAAUGGUGACAAAGCAUUAAAUGAUGCUGCUUAUUUACUGUGCGUAAAUCCAACGGAACUAAAAGCCGCACUAAUUCAAAGAAUAAUUGCUGCUGGAGGUGAAGUCAUGCAGAAGACGCAUACUUUGACCGAAGCUGAAUAUGGUAGAGACGCUUUGGCUAAGGCUGUGUAUGAUAGGUUGUUUACAUGGAUCGUAUCACGCAUAAAUAGCACAAUCAACGUUACGUCGAACAAUAUUUACAAACGUUAUAGAACACUGAUUGGUGUUUUGGAUAUUUAUGGAUUUGAAAUUUUUGACGCCAACAGUUUUGAACAGUUUUGUAUUAAUUAUUGCAACGAAAAACUACAACAACUCUUCAUUGAGUUGGUAUUGAAGCAAGAACAAGAAGAGUAUAAAAAAGAAGGUAUAGCGUGGCAAAAUAUCGAAUAUUUCAAUAAUCAAAUAAUUUGUGAUCUCGUUGAGCAAAAUCACAAAGGAAUUAUAUCCAUUAUGGAUGAAGCGUGCUUGAACGUAGGCAAAGUAACAGACGAAAUGCUCCUUGAAGCUAUGGAUAAAAAGUUGGUCGAACACAAACAUUACACAUCUAGACAAUUGAAACCAACCGAUAAAGAAUUAGCACAUAAGACGCAAUUUAGAAUAAAACAUUAUGCAGGCGAUGUGGUUUAUAACAUUAAUGGAUUCUUGGACAAGAAUAAGGACACCCUAUUCCAAGAUUUCAAACGAUUACUGUUCAAAAGUAAAAACUCAAUUAUUGAGAGCAUGUGGCCGGAAGGCGUACAAGACAUCACAAAGACGACGAAAAGGCCUUUGACAGCUGGAACUCUUUUCAAAAAUUCCAUGAUUGCUUUAAUCAAGAACCUCACCAGCAAAGAGCCAUUUUACGUGAGAUGUAUCAAACCUAACGAAGUUAAAUCUCCCGUUGUUUUUGACGAAGAAAGAGUCACGCAUCAAGUUCGAUACUUGGGACUUGUUGAGAAUAUAUUGGUCAGGCGAGCUGGCUUUGCUUAUCGACAACGUUAUGACAAAUUUUUGAAGAGAUAUAAGAUGAUUUCUCGAUAUACGUGGCCUAAUUUUAGAGGUAAAGAUGACAAAAGUGGUGUGAAAAUGAUGAUGGAUGACAAAGAUUUCUCCAACGAUGUUCAAUACGGACAUACAAAAAUCUUUAUACGUUCUCCUCGCACACUGUUUGCUCUUGAAAAGGCUCGAGAAGAUUUGAUUCCUGGGAUAGUAGUGUUGAUUCAAAAAAUGGCUCGCGGAUUCAUGGCUCGCAGAUACUACAGGCGAUUAAAGGCAGCCUACACUAUUGCACAGUACUACAAAAGAUACAAAAAGCGCUCUUAUAUAAAUAAACUUCGAAAUACGUUCCAAGAUGCAGAGAACGCACCUCAUUAUGGCAAGCACUUGCCUUGGCCAAAGGAAAAUUUCGCUGUCAAACCGGUAGUGCCUUUGCUGAAGAUGAUGUAUGCCAGGUGGUACAGUUGGAUGAUUCUGAAGAAGAUUCCAAGAGAAGAUUGGCCUCAAUUGCGCCUGAAGAUGUCAGCUACUGCAGCAAUGCGUUCAAAGCGACUAUACUAUGGUCAAGAUAGAAAGUGGGAAGGCAACUAUUUAUCUCAGUUCAGUGAGAACAAUCACAAUGAUAUCUAUAAUACAUCGAUGAACAAUCUUAAAAAUGCCGACCACUUUAAGACCAUAUUAUUCAGUGCCUUCAUUAAGAAAACUAACAAAUUUAGUAAGCAAGCAGAUCGAGUUUUAGUUGUUACAGAACAAGCUCUAUAUAAAUUAGAAAGUUCUAAGUUUAAGAACAUGAAAAAAGUUAUGAAUAUAGCUGACAUUACAGGCCUUAGUGUUUCACCUGGUAGGGAUCAAUUGAUAAUAAUUCACUCCAAUCAUGGAAAUGAUUUCAUUGCUUCCAUUGUAACGACUGAAGAUAAAGUUGGAGAACUCGUGGGAGUUCUCAGUAACGCUUAUUACAAAUCACGCAAAGCUGAUGUGCAAGUUACAGUUGAUUCAAAAUUUAAAUGUAUGCUUGGAAACAAACGUAAGAUAUUAAAAAUAGAAGUGAUACCUGAAGUAACGAGGCCAACUUUCAAGAAAGACGGCGAUAAUAUUAUUUAUGCUUUACCACCUUCAAUAGACAUCAUAGAUGAUAGAACCAACAGAAUAAAAAUAAAAAAUACAAGUUAAUUUUUGACAAGAUAUUGAUAAAUAUCAUAUUUUUGUAAAAUAACCUUUUAUAUUUCUUUUUAUAAAAACUUUUUAAAAAGUUGUAUAUUAAAGAAAAAUAUUUUUAUCGUCAUUUUUGAAAAUUACUAUGUAGGAAAUAUUGUUUUAUAAAUGUUUUGCCAUCAAAAAACUCUAAUCAUAGCAACUUACUCCAACAUUAAUGAAAUAUAUUUGGAUAUUACUAUAUUCUAUUUUGCUGCUUAUUUUAUGUCAAUAGACUGGUUACAAUUUUUUGAAAAGAGGAAAAAAUUAUAAUUAUUUGUUACAAGACGUGUACGAUUUACGUGUACUUUAGAUUGCUGUGAAUAUAUUUAUGUAGUUUAUCUUUAACUUAGUAUGUCAUACGCUUAAUUUAUGUCCGCUCAAUUAUUAUUAAGAAUAAAUUGUUAAAUUAACGUGAAAUAUAACUUGGCAAAAUUGAUAAUAGUUGGUCAUAUUAAUGUUGCUGAGUAAAAUAAAUAAAUGUAUUGUUAUUACUAUAAUUAUGAAAAUAAUAUAAGCUGUCUUGCAAAGUACUUAAUUAGUAAGAUAUUUUUAUUUUAUAAAAAUAUAUUGUUAAUUUUGAUUAUUUAUAGAAUGGUGCAAAAAACAAAUUGCAUUUCUGCAUUAAUGAUUGAUAUAU
Messenger RNA from Phymastichus coffea, 4055 nucleotides. RefSeq names its product unconventional myosin ID (gene Myo31DF). Gene Ontology annotation, biological process: vesicle transport along actin filament; actin filament organization. Gene Ontology annotation, molecular function: ATP binding; microfilament motor activity; actin filament binding. The transcript has 15 exons. NCBI's taxonomy places the organism in Eukaryota, Metazoa, Arthropoda, Insecta, Hymenoptera, Eulophidae. The record is from RefSeq and is a predicted model, not a curated record. Gene Ontology annotation, cellular component: microvillus; vesicle; cytoplasm. Bases 341 to 3394 code for a protein of 1017 amino acids.